This is a messenger RNA of Ilex paraguariensis (yerba mate), 354 nucleotides long. The record is from the annotation of a GenBank genome assembly. NCBI's taxonomy places the organism in Eukaryota, Viridiplantae, Streptophyta, Magnoliopsida, Aquifoliales, Aquifoliaceae.
AUGGAGCAAAAGAUUAUUAUUAAGAUGCAGAUGAACAGCGACAAAUGCAGAUCGAAGGCCAUGCAGGUUGCUGCGGUGGCAGAUGGAGUGAGCUAUGUGAAGAUAGAACGGGAAGCUGAUCAGUUGGUGGUGAUCGGAGAUGGAGUUGACUCAGUUUGCUUGAUCAACUCACUCAGGAAGAAAUUUGGGAACGUCACCCUAGUGAGCGUGGAACCAGUAAAACCAGAAGUUGUCGAGGAGAAACCCAACGACGAUCCAGUUCCAAUCCAAUGGCAAACCUGGCCAUAUCAUCCACAGUUUUAUACGUGCCAACAAGUUUGUGAUCCAAACCCACCUAGUUGCUCUAUCAUGUGA